AUGGCGUCUAGUAGAUACGCCCAACCAGAAAUCAACGCCGACCCCUCUCCCGCGGCAUUGAACCGUCUGGCAUCCAAGCGACUCCUCGAAGAUGAUUCUUUCUGUACAGGAUCACCAACAAACAAGCGUAUCAAAGCCGAGCCAUCCUCCUCAGUCUCCGGCACCGGCGUUCCUCGCAUCAAGUUGGAGCCCUCCAGCUCCCACACAGAAACCCGUCCCAUGCACCGCGCACCCGAGAACGACAUAAUCGAAAUCAUCAAGACAUGCACAAAAGUCAACCUCAGACCUUUCGAACUCGAGUACCUCAGCAAGAUCCAAACUAGAAUCGACUGGGUCUUCAACCAUGGCGCAAAGUCUUUCGACAUCCUUUCCGAGAUCAAGGCAAUGCCAAAUAACCCGCCUCAUUCCUACACGUUUAGUCUCAAGCCCGAACAGAAUCGCCGCAUCGGCGAAUUGCAGAAGAGGAUGAAGGACGCUCAGACUCAAUUUAAUGCUCAGGGCGUGAAAGCUAAUCCAACAUCGACUCCUAAGGGCAGGAAGAUCAAGAAUUGUCGGGCGAGGACUAUGAAGUCACCGUCGGUGUCUGCAGAGCAGGGAUUCAAGGUUGAGAAGCUCUUGGGCAUGUUGAUGCUGAAUGACGAGUCUGGGGCUGCUGUUGCUCAAGCGGCGUCCAACUUGCUUGCUAGUAGGGGGCUGAAGUUUACUUUGUGUGGGAAGGAGCUGCGGUUGGUGGAGAUGUAG
Molecule: messenger RNA, 741 nt
Organism: Alternaria incomplexa
Lineage: Eukaryota; Fungi; Ascomycota; Dothideomycetes; Pleosporales; Pleosporaceae
Exons: 1
Coding region: 1-741 (246 amino acids)
Source: RefSeq, a predicted model, not a curated record